This is a messenger RNA of Raphanus sativus (radish), 1081 nucleotides long. Its product is annotated as histidine biosynthesis bifunctional protein hisIE, chloroplastic. The record is from RefSeq and is a predicted model, not a curated record. Gene Ontology annotation, biological process: L-histidine biosynthetic process. The coding region runs from base 85 to 933 and encodes 282 amino acids. The transcript has 5 exons. Lineage: Eukaryota; Viridiplantae; Streptophyta; Magnoliopsida; Brassicales; Brassicaceae. Gene Ontology annotation, molecular function: phosphoribosyl-ATP diphosphatase activity; phosphoribosyl-AMP cyclohydrolase activity.
GGGUUUUUUGCUCUGUAAUACCGCCGCCACUUUCGUCCCCUCUUUAUUUAUAUAUAAAUCGUCCUCGAUUGGCAUCUCAGUUAGAUGGCGAUAACGCACAAUGCAUUAGCACAUUCUCUACAAGGGAGGAGUAGCUGCUUUGUCCCAAAACCCUUGUGCAUUAGAGAUGCUAAGCAGAGAAGCAGAUCCAGUAGUGUCGUAUUCGCUUCUAAUGAUAAGAACAUUGCUCUUCAAUCUAAGGUAGAUAAGUUGUUGGACCGCAUAAAAUGGGAUGACAAAGGUUUAGCUGUGGCAAUUGCACAAAACGUUGACACUGGAGCAGUGUUAAUGCAAGGCUUUGCUAACAGAGAGGCUCUCUCCACAACCAUCACUUCUCGUAAAGCUACUUUCUUCAGUCGAUCAAGAUCUACCUUAUGGACUAAGGGAGAGACAUCAAAUAACUUCAUCAAUGUCCUAGAUGUAUACCUUGACUGUGAUCGUGAUUCGAUAAUUUACCUUGGAACACCUGAUGGGCCUACUUGUCACACAGGGGCAGAGACUUGUUACUACACUUCGGUUUUCGAUCAAUUAGCAGUUGAUGAGGCUUCAGGAGACAAGCUAGCUUCAACAACGUUAUACUCGCUAGAAUCAAUCAUUUCAAAGCGGAAGGAGGAAUCAACAGUUCCUCAAGAAGGUAAACCGUCAUGGACUCGACGGUUAUUGACCAAUGAUGCUCUGCUUUGCUCAAAGAUCAGGGAAGAAGCAGACGAGUUAUGCAGAACGCUUGAGGAUAAGGAGGAAGUAUCAAGAACAGCAUCAGAGAUGGCGGAUGUGUUGUACCAUGCGAUGGUGCUUCUGUCUAAAAGGGAUGUCAAGUUUGAAGAUGUUCUUGAAGUUCUUAGGAAACGCUUCUCUCAAUCUGGUAUCGAGGAGAAGCAAAGCCGUUCAAAGUGACCGUAUAUAAACUGUUGUAUUUGCGAGAAUGUAAACUAUUCCACUGCUCAUUUAGAUCUUUGUACAUUGCAAAAUAAUAAAUUGUAUCGUUUGCUAAAGAUAUUGUUACAUCUUUUUCUUUUGCAUUUAUUGGCUGGAAUUUAUCACA